UAGCCAAAAAACCAUAAAAUAUCAUUCAAUAAUAUAAGCUGCUAAAUUUUCUAAGUGGAAACUUAAUAUAAAUCCAAUUUUGAUAGUUAUACUGCAACAUUUUAAGGAUGGCAUAUUGAUAUUGUAAUCGAGUCUGAGCGCUCGAACUGGUGGCUUUAUUUAUUCUUGUCCGGUUGAAAACAAGUGCUAAAAAUGUUAUAAGAUACAAGUUGAACUAGAAACAAUAGUGUACAGUGAUGUGGUUGAUCUUAUAUAAUGAAAGUAUUAAAUAUUAAUUUAAUAGUAAUAAUAAUUUAUUGUGUAUUAAAUGUAGAAACUAUAAAAUUUGCUAGACGUGUUCGGAAACGAGCGUCCUACGAUGCAUUUCCAUGUAGUGAUAGUGAAAAAAUAAAAUCGUAUUUCUCUGCUGGAUUAGUAGAUGGUUAUAAUAUAAAAAUUGAUGAGGAGGUCGUUCCUGGAACACUCAUUAAAUUAAAAUUUGAUUCUGAAGCGGCUGUUACGUUGGAUAAGGCGUUCGCAAAUUUUUAUAAUAAUAAAGAUAUCAUAAACAAUAUUUAUGAUAUAAUAUUGUUUCGAUUUAAUAAUACUUUCGUCCUGAAUGUUAAAGGACAACCUGCUCCAUACCCUCCGCCUUAUUUGACGAGCAUUAAAAUAAAUGGCAAUGAAUUAUGUAGCCAGCCUAAUUUGACGUACUUUGAGGAUUAUCCGGUUGGUGUUGUGAGACGUCCCAACGUUCCUGAUCGAUUUUGUGGAAGACGUAAAGUCAUUCAUAGUGAGCUUAUAACAAAUGGAUUGAAAACUAAACCAGGGGAAUGGCCUUUCCAUGCUGCACUACACCGUCGUGAAAAAAUGGGUCUAAGAUACACUUGUGGAGGGACAUUAAUUUCCAAGUUUUUUGUUUUAACAGCUGCCCAUUGCACUACCGUUAGAGGAGUAGCCAUUUUACCUGAAAUCUUUAGUGUUUUUCUGGGAAAAUAUAAUUUGUUUGGUGGUGACGUGUCAGUACAAGAAAAAGAGGUUUACAAGGUGUAUGUUCAUGACGAAUUUACGUACAGGACUCUGGAUAAUGACAUCUCUCUAUUGAAAUUGAAAACUGAAGCCGUAUAUGAUAAUUACGUGCAACCAGCUUGUUUAUGGUUCAACAACGUGUACGAUCAGUUACCUUCAUCGCAAAUUCAGGGCACGGUACCAGGUUGGGGUUUUGAUAUAACUGACUCCUUGUCUCCGACUCUCCACGCAGCUAGCAUGCCUUUAGUUCCUGACAGGACUUGUGAAUUAACCAAUCCUUUAUUUUAUGUACAAGCUCUGCGUACUGCUAAAAAAUUCUGUGCCGGCUAUACAAAUGGAACCUCUGCAUGUAAUGGUGAUAGCGGAGGUGGUUUUCACGUCUUUGUUCCUGAUUUAGCAAAAAGCAAUAUCCCAGACGUACCCGGAGCUUGGUAUAUAAGAGGCAUUGUGUCCACCAGCUUAUCGAGAACUGAUGCUGCUAUUUGUAAUCCCAAAGCUUACGCCGUAUUCACAGACGUUGAAAAAUAUCUAGAUUGGAUAAAUAUUUACGUAUAUUCAUAGCAAGAUUUAAUGGAAAAAAGUACGUUUACAAAAAAUAUGAUGAGAACGAAAACAUUGUGAGUUGUGUUGUUUUUUGACGUUUAAAUUCACUGUAUUAUGAACAAAAUAUUUAUUAAACCAAGAGGGACAUUGUCAUAGAUUUGCUUCCAUUAUCUUAUUCAUAUAAAUAGUGAUAACCUUUUAGUGUGAGUUCUUUGAUAAAAAAAAAUAUAAAUAUAAAAAUGUACAUAUAUAAUUUUAGAUACAGAUUCGAAAUACUCGUGACAUAAUAAUAAGUAUAGUCGGAUUGUUUUUGCUUCAAACAUCAAGUUUUAAGUUUUGAAUUUGACUAAAAUUUUAAAUUGAUCUAAGAUGGUAUAAAAAAAUGGAUAUUCUUAAUGACGUCAUUUUAAUUUUCUUCAUUACAUCUGUGUCAUUUUUAACCUAAGUUAUCCUAGCAGUAAUACUGGGUGCUUGUUUUUUCUCUUUAUUUUGUGAAAACUGAAAAAAAAAACAAAAACCUCUUAAUAGAAAAAGGAAAGGAAGGAUGUAAUGACUGACAAGGUAAAAUUAAAUAAUAAAAAAAAUACUAUCAAUUAUACAAUUUUUCAAGUAAAUGUCAAACUUAUCAAAAUCAACUUUUGGAGUGAUAUUUUUUUAUUACUAUUAUAAAAAAGGUAGUGAAUAUAUGAAAAUGGAUUAUAAGGCCUUUCAAUGCAGAAGUCAAAAAUAAACACGUGUUAAUUCAGAACACAAGACAAAUUGUACCAAUUUAAUCACAUGUGCAAGUAUAUGUAUUAAAAGUUAAUUAUAUUAAUGAAUCAAUUAAAUAAAUAUUUAUACCUAACACGCCCGAUAUCAGCAAGCACAUCAAUCACUUGGCCAUUCAGCCGUAAACUUGUAGGUCCAAUAUUGUAAAAUUGAGGAUUAUUUUUUGUUUAAUAGUACCAUGGCUACUUAGUAUCCCCUAAAAUAACUAGAUUUUGUUCUUGAGCUCAGACCCACUCUAUCUUCCGCUACUGAUUUCUCCAACCAUAAGCAAAAACAGGAAUAGCCGUGUUUUUGCUUAUGCUUUUUGUCAAAAAACAGAGCGGUUGGUUGAACAGUAGCGAAUUCACUCGUCUGUCAUUUAUUUGAUAAAAAUCGAUUAAAAACCGUUGUAAAUCAAUAUAGUGAAGAGUGAUUGAUUUGUAUAAAAGUAAUUAAAUAGUAUUAAAAAUUC
Danaus plexippus (monarch butterfly) is the source of this 2770-nucleotide messenger RNA. Its product is annotated as chymotrypsin-C-like. The coding region runs from base 256 to 1569 and encodes 437 amino acids. Gene Ontology annotation, biological process: proteolysis. NCBI's taxonomy places the organism in Eukaryota, Metazoa, Arthropoda, Insecta, Lepidoptera, Nymphalidae. Gene Ontology annotation, molecular function: serine-type endopeptidase activity. The record is from RefSeq and is a predicted model, not a curated record. The transcript has 7 exons.